AUGUCAGGUUACCCCAACAAUUCCGGCUACGGUUACGGACCCUCGCCUUCCCAACCCUACUCAGCCCCCUACGGCGCUCCACCACCGGCCCAACCUUACGGCGCGCCACCACCGGCCCAACCUUACGGCGCGCCACCACCGGCCCAACCUUACGGCGCGCCACCACCGGCCCAACCUUACGGCGCAGCACCACAAUCAGCUCCAUACGGUGGAGAUUACAAACCCCCAAAAGACAACAAGCUAUCCGCUCCAUACGGUGCUCCGCCACCAUCUUCCUCUGCUUCUGGAUAUCCUCCUCAAUCUGCGCCGUACGGCAGUCCAUUUGCUUCUCUUGUGCCGUCGUCUUUCCCACCGGGAACGGACCCAAAUGUGAUAUCCUGUUUUCAGAUGGCCGAUCAAGAUGGGAGUGGUUUCAUAGAUGAUAAGGAGUUGCAGAGGGCUUUAUCUUCUUACAAUCAGAGUUUUAGCAUCAGGACUGUUCAUCUUCUCAUGUAUCUCUUCACCAAUACCAACACCAGAAAGAUCGGGCCAAAGGAGUUCACCUCAGUGUUUUACAGUCUUCAGAACUGGAGGGGUAUAUUCGAGAGAUUUGACAGGGACAGGAGUGGCAAAAUUGAUAUGUCGGAAUUGAGAGAUGCACUCCUAAGCCUGGGGUUUGCAGUUUCACCUGCAGUUUUGGAGUUGCUGGUCUCUAAGUUUGAUAAAAGUGGUGGAAAGAACAAGGCGAUUGAAUAUGACAAUUUCAUCGAGUGCUGCCUUACUGUUAAGGGACUGACUGAGAAAUUCAAGGAGAAGGACACCACUUACUCUGGUUCGGCCACUUUCGCGUACGAGUCAUUCAUGCUCACUGUUUUACCUUUCCUUGUUGCCUAAUUGUGAAGACCUCUGGUUUGUUUGAGUUUCAUGUAAGAAGCUGGUGCGCAUUUGCGUUGACAGUGCUUUGUAAUGACUUAUUGCAGUUAUGUUUACAACUUUGUUAGUUGAUGGAGUGGGUUCAUUUUGAGAUAUUAUUCAUAUUUGACUUGGAAGCAAGUUUAUCAUUUUGAAAUGAUCACCGGAGUCUUUUGAAGAUUGUGAAGGCAUCGAAAUUUGUAGUCAGGAAAAGCUUGUCUAGCUCAGUUGGUAGAGCGCAAGGCUCUUAACCUUGUGGUUUACUUACUGGGAAAAAAAAAAUUGUAGUCGGGGGUGGAUUAUCCCGUGACACACUGAUAUUUGAUACUUAAAUUUGG
Molecule: messenger RNA, 1229 nt
Organism: Ilex paraguariensis (yerba mate)
Lineage: Eukaryota; Viridiplantae; Streptophyta; Magnoliopsida; Aquifoliales; Aquifoliaceae
Source: the annotation of a GenBank genome assembly